Messenger RNA from Arabidopsis lyrata subsp. lyrata, 705 nucleotides. RefSeq names its product probable histone H2A.7. Gene Ontology annotation, molecular function: structural constituent of chromatin; DNA binding; protein heterodimerization activity. The record is from RefSeq and is a predicted model, not a curated record. The transcript is spliced from 2 exons. Lineage: Eukaryota; Viridiplantae; Streptophyta; Magnoliopsida; Brassicales; Brassicaceae. Gene Ontology annotation, cellular component: nucleosome. Bases 78 to 527 code for a protein of 149 amino acids.
AAUAUAUUACAAAUCUCAAAAUCUCCUUCAACACUCUAUAAUCAUUCUAUUAGUGAUUUUAAUCUUCCUUUUGAGAAAUGGAAACCACCGCAAAAGUAAAGAAAGCUUUCGGGGGAAGAAAACCCGGUGGUCCAAAAACCAAAUCGGUUUCGAAAUCAAUCAAAGCCGGUCUCCAAUUCCCGGUUGGUAGAAUCACUCGUUUCCUGAAGAAAGGACGGUACGCUCAAAGACUCGGUGGUGGUGCUCCGGUUUACAUGGCCGCUGUUCUCGAAUACCUCGCCGCCGAAGUUCUGGAGCUAGCUGGUAACGCUGCGAGGGACAACAAGAAGACCAGGAUAAUUCCGAGGCAUCUACUUCUUGCGAUAAGGAACGAUGAAGAAUUGGGAAAGCUUCUCAGUGGAGUCACAAUUGCUCAUGGUGGUGUUUUGCCUAACAUAAACUCUGUUCUUUUGCCUAAGAAGACUGCUUCUAAAUCAACUGAAGAAAAGGCUGGCAAAUCACCAGCAAAAUCUCCCAAGAAAGCUUGAUUUCUUCUUUAUGUUGGAUCUCAUUCACCAGUUUUUAUGUUUAUGUUUGGUAAUCUGUGUGAAUGUAUAUGAUAAAAAGUCGAGCAUUUGAUCUCUUUAGGUUCUUAUGUAUUUUGUUUCCAAAGUUGUUUUAAAUCUUAUGUUUCCCUAAGUAACAAUCAAAUAAUUUUACAAUCUC